GCGGCGCCGGGAGUCCCGAGGAGGGAGGGGAAGGCUGAAGGUGCUGAGCUACCGCCCCCCCGACCUCGCCUCUCUCCGCGGUGCUUGCAUUCCGCCAAGUGCGGAGCUGGCUGCGGCUGGCCGGCGGCUCCGGGCGCGGCCGAGGCUGAGGCGGGUGCUUGCCGGUGGGUUUCCUCUCAGACUGCGCCCCGGCAGGCUGCUCGCUGGGUGCUGUAAGGAAAUGCGUUCCUGGGACGACCUCUCUCCGUUCCCAAUGCUUCUUCCCUCCUGGUUACCGGGCGUUGCGGCCGGCAUUGCCUCCUUGCAUCUCAUCCAGAAACUUCUCUUCCCCUACUUCUGGGCUGAUCUGAGAUAUUUGCUGAAGGUGCUGCUUUAUGGGCUGAGAGUGGAGAGCUACAGGCAGAGAGGGAAGGUUGUCACCGUGCUGGACAAGUUUGUGAAGCUGGCUGAGAAGCAGCCCCGCAAAGCAUUCCUCAUCUAUGAUGGGAAGGUGCUCUCGUACCGGGACGUGGACAGGCGCAGUAACAGGGUAGCGCAGGUUUUCCUUCACCACGGCACUCUGAAGAAGGGUGACACGGUGGCCCUGCUGAUGGGCAACGAGCCCGACUUCAUCCAUGUGUGGUUUGGACUGGCCAAGCUCGGAUGCGUGGUGGCUUUCCUCAACUUCAAUGUCCGCUCCAGGUCUCUCCUGCACUGUCUCACUAGCUGUGAACCCAAGAUAUUGAUUGUGGGAGCAGACUUGCUUGGAACUUUAGAAGAAAUUCUUCCUAACCUCCCGAAAGACAUCAGUGUUUGGGUAAUGUCCAAGGAUUCCACUUUUCCAAGUGUGCAUAGCCUUUUAGGCAAAAUGGAGGCUGCAUCUGAAGACCCUGUUCCAGUUAGUCGACGCUCUGUCAGUAACCUCAGAUCUACCGUUUUAUAUAUAUUUACUUCAGGAACAACAGGUCUUCCAAAGGCCGCAGUCAUCAGUCACAUGCAAGUUCUUAAAGGAGCUGCUGGACUCUGGGCUUUUGGUGCUACUGCAGAAGACAUAAUUUAUAUUACUCUGCCUCUUUAUCACAGUGCAGCAUCUCUUCUUGGUAUUGGUGGAUGCAUUGAAUUAGGAGCAACGUGUGUCUUAAGAAAGAAGUUUUCAGCUAGUCAGUUCUGGAGUGACUGCAAAAAGUACAAUGUGACUGUCAUCCAGUACAUUGGAGAACUUUGCCGCUACCUUUGCAGCCAACCGGUGAAAGAUGGAGAGAAAAAUCACAAAGUCAGACUAGCAGUUGGAAAUGGAGUAAGAAAUGAUGUAUGGAGAGAAUUCUUAGACAGAUUUGGUGCUAUUAAGAUCUGUGAGUUUUAUGGCGCCACUGAAGGAAACAUUUGUUUCAUGAACCACACAGGAAAAAUUGGAUCUGUUGGACGCACCAAUUUCUUUUAUAAGCUUUUUUUUCCAUUUGAUUUAAUCAAGUAUGAUUUCCAGAAAGAUGAACCAAUUAGAAAUAAGCAUGGUUGGUGUGAGAAAGUUAAGAGAGGUGAGGCUGGUCUUCUCAUUUCCCAAGUGAAUGCAAAGAACCCCUUCUUUGGCUAUGCUGGCAAUAAGAGACACACAGAAAAGAAGUUACUCAGUGAGGUAUUUAAGAAGGGUGAUCUUUAUUUUAAUACUGGAGACCUAAUGGUUCAAGAUCAUGAAAAUUUCCUGUAUUUUUGGGACAGGAUUGGAGAUACCUUCAGAUGGAAAGGAGAGAAUGUUGCAACAACGGAAGUUUCUGAUGUCAUUGUUAUGAUGGAUUUCAUACAAGAAGCAAAUGUGUAUGGCGUAUCAGUACCAGGCCAUGAAGGAAGAGCUGGAAUGGCCUCUCUUAUUUUAAAGCAGAAUAAAGCAAUCAACCUGGAGCAAUUGUAUAAACAAGUCGUGACAUAUCUCCCAGGUUAUGCCUGUCCUCUUUUUCUAAGAGUCCAGGAAACAAUGGAAAUGACUGGAACUUUCAAACAACAAAAAUUUAGAUUAGUGGAUGAAGGUUUUAAUCCAUCUACCAUUACGGAUCCUCUUUAUUUUUUAGAUAAUUCCAAGCAAACAUAUAUCUUGUUAACCAAAGAAGUAUACGAGAGAAUCUUAUCUGGUCAAAUCAAACUUUAAUUAACCUAAUGAAAAGCUAUUAAGGGACAGUUUCUAUGAGCUACUAUGUGAAAAGCAGUAAAAAUUAUUACCAAUAUUGAUAUGUUAUCUAGAUUAAUAUUUCAUGUAGUUCAUAUUUUCUUUCAAACGUGUAUUGUACCUUUCCUCACUUACCUUAGUUCACUAGUAAUUUACUACCACUUGAGAUCAAAUACAAGUAAAGAACCUGUAAAACAAAAAUGAAAUUUUAAUUUUAGGACAUAAGUGCUGAAUCUGAUAGCUUUUCUUAGAACUAAAGGAACAUGUAUGAUACAAAGUAAAAAAGAUCAAACAUAACAAAAGUGUAGUGACAGAAGCUGCUAUUAAUUCUAUGCAGACAAACUAUGCCAGCAACAUAUUUUUAAAUGUAUCUAAUAUAUACUUUCAAAUAUUUGCUUUAGAAAAUAUAGACUUGGAAGUGGUUAGAAGAAAAAUCUUACAUGGAGGAGUUUUAUAAUGGAACAUAAAACAAAAGGGGAUGAAACAGAAGAAAACCCUCCAAACAAAGCUGAAAUUAAAGAAUUUAUACAAAGAUCACUACUGAGCCUGCUAGUCCAUACUCUUUCAUGUGUUGAACUGACUCUUUAGAGAAUCAAAGUAUGAGGACAGACCAAACUGUUGUGAAACGUUUGGCAACAGAUUAAAAGUAGACAGUGUCCACACUUAAUGGGAAAAAAAAAAAUCAGUCAUGUAGGAUUGUAUAAUCAACAAGUAUACAGGUGUAUAAUCAAUAACUAUACAGGCAAGUUAGGCUGGAAAGAUUAUCGCGUAAGAGCAGGAUAACCAGAAAUGGAUGGAAAGUUUGCCCACAUCCUGGGCUUGCAGAAAAAGACUCCAGGAGGAACAAUCUCCAGAAAGAGAUCCUUCCUUAGUGGCAGUCAGCUCUUAAAUGAGGUCUUAAAUGAGGGGCUCCACCCCUUGUGCUCACACUGGAUUGCCUUCACCCGUGCUCCCGCAGCCGCAGCUGACUCAUUGCUUGUCUCAGGAGAUCAAUCAGAGGUUCAGGCCAUGACUCAACAGUUCCCAUACAAGCAUGAGAAGAAUGAUUUGUGUUCUAUGUUACACAUAUUGACUAACAGUAUAAAAAUAUAAAAAUAGCCUCUUUACCCUUACUAGUGUCUGCCAGAGAUUAUUAUUUCCUGGGUCUAAAAUAUUGCAGAUUAAAAACGAAUUCUUAAUCAUAUAUUCUCAUGCCCUUCUUUACAAAAUUAAAAAAAAAGAUUAUUUAAACAAAUUUUGCAUCGUCUGUUUAAGACUGAUUACUUAUGUACUUGUUAAUAGUAUGCUUUAAAUACUUUUUAAUAGUUUAUUUUAAUACCAUGGUUCAGUGCACUCUUCAAAUAAUAAAAAUAAUGGGACAGUGUUAUCCUGUAAUGGAUUGUGGCCAUUACAAAAGCUUCUGCCAAAUGCUUUUCGCAGUGCUUAAGAGUUAAAUCACAUGCUCAAUUUUGAUACUAGAUUUACGAGUUUGACUUAUUUUGCUUUACAAAAUCUGGUACUGUUUAAGACUAAUGUAGAUGUUCUACCAUUGAGAAUGAGAAUAAAAGAAAUGUCAAAAAGGCAAGCAGAAAUGUAAAUAAUUUUCCACAUUGCUCUCCCUCUCCCCUUCCUCCCCCUACCAGGAAAAAAAAAAAAGGUUUGGGAAUAUCACCAUUUGGUGACUUACUUGUUAAAGUACAUAGGAUGAAGAAGACUGUUUCUGAAUGGGAAUGUUAGGGCACAAAGAGCAUUACAAGAGGGAAAACAUUUUCAGACUGUCAACUACGAAGAAUGCUGGCUGAUGUUUCUGUGCUGAGAUAUGUUGCAGCAGCAGCAGGACUCUUCUGACACAGCAAGCUUGAAUAGCCCACAAGUGUUGGUUUCCUAACUCCAACCACUAGGGAUAUACUGAAUUCCAUCAGCUCCUCGCUACUCCUUAGAGUAUCCAUGAGAGCCUGCCUGUUUUCAAGGACAUGCAAAAGAGUCUUUCUGUCCCAUAUGCUAUCUCCGAGAGAGAGGAUGGCUAUAGUAUCAAGAAUUAAAAACAGGAAAAGCAACAGGGACUGUGUAAAAAUAGCAUAUUGUUUGCCAUACAGUAGUUUUCUUUCUUUUAGCAAGUAGAUUGGAUACCAGCACAUGCACUGGAGCAUGUUACAACAAAAUGUGCUAUUUACCAAUUACUGAAGUGGCACUGGAGUUAGGCUGAAUAAUAGUAAUGUUUAUGUAAAAUACUGGGAAGGCUCUUCCUUUCAGAAUGAGAAAGUUGAAAUAUUUUGACCAACUUGUUCAUUUCCUGUCCUCGUGCUCAGGUCAACAUGUGGAAUUGACUGAGGGCUUGAGUCUCGCUGCAAAACUAUGCAUAACUUUUUUCCUGGGAAGUUUGAUAUCUUGUGCUGGCGUUAAAGCAACUACUGGAUGAUUGAGUGUGGGUGGGCAGCUGCAGUGCUGGCCUCAUAUUAAAAAAAGAAAAGAAGGAGAUGAAAAUAAACACAAGUAAUUAUUUCUAAGCUUUGAAGUAAUGUAUCUUGAAGUUUACUUUUGCAAGUGGGGAUGAUGUUCAAUGGUAAAAGAACCUUAUUUUAAAAAUUAAAAACCUGAAAUUAGAAUUGCCAUAUAAGGAAUGUAAAAUUUUAUGAGAGUCAACACAUACCCAGUCUCUUGUC
Messenger RNA from Lagopus muta (rock ptarmigan), 4779 nucleotides. RefSeq names its product solute carrier family 27 member 6 (gene SLC27A6). Gene Ontology annotation, molecular function: long-chain fatty acid-CoA ligase activity; long-chain fatty acid transmembrane transporter activity. The transcript is spliced from 10 exons. Lineage: Eukaryota; Metazoa; Chordata; Aves; Galliformes; Phasianidae. The record is from RefSeq and is a predicted model, not a curated record. The coding region runs from base 221 to 2119 and encodes 632 amino acids.